AUGGAUAUCACUGGGCUGAAGAGCUACAAAGAGCUGGUGACGCUCAGCGAGGAGGAAAAGAAAGUGAACCUGAAGGAGUAUCUGAAGGAUAAAGAGAGGUCGGAGCUGCUGAUCAAAAGGUUUAAAAAUUUCUACAUAGAUUUGUCUCGUCAAAGGUAUGGAGCAAAGACGCUGAGCAAAUUAAUUGAGUACGCGGAGGAAGUCAAGCUCAAGGAAAAAAUCGAAAAGACAUUUAAAGGAGAAAAAAUGAACAUAACAGAAAAUAGAAGCGUCCUUCACACUGCCUUGCGAAUUCCAAUAGAAAAAAUAAAUACACACAAAAUUGUAAUGGAAGGAAAAAAUAUUCUCGAAAAUGUACAUGACGUUUUAAAAAAAAUCGAAGCAUACUCAGAUAGCAUCCGAAACGGAACUAUAAGGACUUGCAAAAAUACAAAGUUUAAAAAUUUGGUAUGUAUAGGAAUUGGGGGAUCAUACCUUGGCACGGAGUUUGUGUAUGAGGCGAUGAAGUAUUACUAUUACAACUCCAUGGUGGCGAAGAACAAGAAGAAGAAAAAGGAAGCAAACGGGGAGUUGUGCAAAAAUGACGCGGAAAGCAAUUUCGAUAUGGAUUAUGAUCAAGAUGAAAUAAUUAACGUACGCUUUUUGGCCAACGUGGAUCCAAACGAUAUUAAUAGAGCUGUACAUAACAUUGAUCAGACGGACACACUCAUUAUUAUCAUUUCUAAAACGUUUACCACAGCGGAGACGAUGCUGAAUGCGAGGUCCAUCAAACAUUGGUUAAGGUUAAAAAUAAAGGAUGAUGAAGACUUGAGUAAGCAUAUGGUUGCAGUCAGUACAAACUUAAAACUGACGGACGAAUUUGGCAUAGUACGAGAAAACGUAUUUGAAUUUUGGGAUUGGGUAGGAGGAAGAUUUUCUGUGACCAGCGCAGUAGGUAUUUUACCCCUCUCCAUUGCAUUUGGUUAUCAAAAUAUGAGGCAAUUCCUAAAUGGCUGUCAUGAUAUGGAUGAACAUUUUUUAAAAACAAAAUUCGAAGAAAAUGUCCCUGUCCUCCUAGCUCUAACCAGUUUUUACAACAACCAUUUUUGGGAUUGUAAAAAUAUAGCCAUUUUGCCAUACUUUCAAAAUCUGCUAAAAUUUUCUGCUCAUAUUCAGCAACUGUCUAUGGAGAGCAAUGGGAAAACGGUCGACCGAAGUAACAAGCAUGUUAAUUAUAACACGUGCCAGGUGUUUUUUGGAGAGCCAGGGACCAAUGGACAACACAGCUUCUACCAAUUAAUUCACCAAGGACAAAUAAUUCCAGUAGAAUUAAUUGGCUUCAAAUAUUCUCAUUUCCCUCUUCAUUUUCCAAGUGAAAAGGUUAGUAACCAUGAUGAACUUAUGACUAACUUUUUUGCGCAGGCUGAUGCCUUGGCGAUGGGAAAAAGCUUACAAGAGGUAGCUCAGGAAAACGAAAUGAACCAAAAAAAAAUGGCACCAGAAUUGCUAACACAUAAAGUCUUCCAAGGAAAUCGACCUUCCACUCUGCUACUGUUUGAUGAAUUAAAUUUUUACACGUGCGGUUUGCUGCUCUCCUUAUAUGAAUCCCGAAUUGUCGCCGAGGGAUAUCUGCUCAAUAUCAACAGCUUCGACCAGUGGGGCGUCGAGCUCGGCAAGGUCCUGGCCAAGGAAGUGCGCAACUACUUUCACGAGGUGCGUUCCAAAAAGGAGCCCGCUGCCACCCCCCACGCCUUCAACGAGUCCACCAAGAUAUUGCUGAGUUACUACCUCAGUUAG
Plasmodium fragile is the source of this 1776-nucleotide messenger RNA. RefSeq names its product glucose-6-phosphate isomerase. Gene Ontology annotation, cellular component: cytosol. The coding region runs from base 1 to 1776 and encodes 591 amino acids. NCBI's taxonomy places the organism in Eukaryota, Apicomplexa, Aconoidasida, Haemosporida, Plasmodiidae. Gene Ontology annotation, molecular function: carbohydrate derivative binding; glucose-6-phosphate isomerase activity; monosaccharide binding. The record is from RefSeq and is a predicted model, not a curated record. Gene Ontology annotation, biological process: gluconeogenesis; glucose 6-phosphate metabolic process; glycolytic process. The transcript has a single exon.